AUGCAAGGGGUACCAGCAAAGGACCGAUGUGGCCUUGUGCUCCUGUUGCAGGUUGUGGACAUGGAGCGCAGCUUCUUCAGGAAAGUGGACGUCCCGGACCACACACACUACAUCGUGGCCUUUUUCGUGCUGGUUAUUGGCACCGUAGGAGUGGCUGGUAACGCACUGGUAAUGUACGCAUUCUACAGCAACAAGAAGCUGCGGACUCCGCCUAACUACUUUAUCAUGAAUCUUGCAGUGAGUGACUUCCUCAUGGCCAUUACACAGUCGCCCAUCUUCUUCAUCAACUGUCUCUACAAGGAGUGGGUGUUUGGUGAACUAGGGUGUAAGCUGUAUGCCUUUUGUGGGGCUUUGUUUGGGAUCACCUCCAUGAUCAACCUGCUGGCCAUCUCCAUUGAUCGCUACAUAGUGAUCACCAAGCCCCUGCAGGCUAUCCAGUGGACGUCCAAGCGCCGCACCUCACAGAUCAUUCUCCUGGUGUGGCUGUACUCACUGGGCUGGAGUCUCGCCCCACUUCUGGGCUGGAGUUCGUACAUCCCCGAAGGCCUGAUGACCUCCUGUACUUGGGACUAUGUCACAUCUACAGCUUCCAACAAGAGCUACACCCUCAUGCUGUGCUGCUUUGUGUUCUUCAUCCCCUUGGCCAUAAUCUCCUACUGCUACCUCUUCAUGUUCCUGGCCAUUCGCAAGACCAGCAAAGAUGUGGAACAACUGGGAGCACAAGUUCGAAAAUCCACCCUGAUCCAGCAGCAGUCCAUCAAGACGGAGUGGAAGUUGGCCAAGAUUGCCUUUGUGGUCAUCAUUGUGUUUGUGCUGUCCUGGGCUCCCUAUGCUAGUGUCACACUGAUCGCCUGGGCUGGGUAUGCCAAUAUCCUGACCCCGUAUUCUAAGGCAGUCCCUGCAGUCAUAGCCAAAGCAUCAGCCAUUUAUAACCCUUUCAUCUAUGCAAUCAUCCACUCCAAAUACAGGGACACCCUGGCAGAAAAAGCUCCCUGCCUGCGCUGUCUGGCCAGCUCCUCGCAGAAGCACUGCAUAUCUGUGUCCAACAGCGAGACCUCUUUCCAGGAGUCCAAGUUCAGCCGACAGUCCUCCUCAUCCAGGACAAAGUUCCGCCGGGUGUCCUCCAUGUCCACUGGUGACACGGUGUGGAGUGAUGUUGAGCUGGACCCAAUGGACCAAGUGCAGUCUUUCAGAAGCACCUCGUCCUGCAGCCUGCUGAGGGAGAUAGAUCGUAAUCAGCUCACCAACCAGAAAAAUGCCAAGAACUGUUCUACUGUUGUUGAAGAGAAGGACUCAGCUCCAGGGAGAGGAACUCUGUGCAGCUGUGAUCAUGACUCGGCGUCUGACUCUGUCAACGCGGCGACUGUCCCCCUGCUGGCGACGGAGAGGGGGAGUCCAGCUGAGGGGUGUCAGGAUCGGGAGCAGGUGGACGAGACGAGCGAGACGGGCCAGGAAAGCGAGAACAACUGGAGCUCGCCCAGCGUGGACCUGGACUACUCUUCGGACUCUGGCGUCCCGAGUAUCAUUAUCAGUCCUACAGCGGAGAGCAGCCUGAUGGAGGAAGCCAAGCUGCUGGAGGACAAGCCAUUGGACUGUGAGGCAGGGAACCUGCUGCUGGAUUUGCAGAGCUUGAACUGCCCCACGGAGCUGCUGGAGUCUGCCGAGAAGUUCCUCUCCUGA
Messenger RNA from Megalops cyprinoides (Indo-Pacific tarpon), 1680 nucleotides. It is a transcript of the gene opn4xa, whose product is annotated as opsin 4xa. Gene Ontology annotation, biological process: G protein-coupled receptor signaling pathway; visual perception. Gene Ontology annotation, cellular component: membrane. Gene Ontology annotation, molecular function: G protein-coupled receptor activity. Bases 1 to 1680 code for a protein of 559 amino acids. The record is from RefSeq and is a predicted model, not a curated record. The transcript has 10 exons. Lineage: Eukaryota; Metazoa; Chordata; Actinopteri; Elopiformes; Megalopidae.